CCUGUAAUCUGAACUGGCAGCAUCAGGUUGCAUCUUUCUACCUAUUGGCAUGUGUGAUACUUUAUCUCUAGACUGUUCAUGAAUCAUUCAGCAUGGCAGGGAGAGAGAUUCCUGUAUCCCUUUGAACUGUCUCUGAGCCCUGGACAGCAAACUGACAUGAUGUGCUCGUUCUGGGUUUGCCUCUGCUGGCCUACCCUACUUUGCUGGUUCUUUGCCCCAAGACUGAGCACUGCUGUUGAAUCAAACAUAACUCUAAGAGUUCCUGAGAGAUCUUCCUGCAAACCAGGUUUUUACUGCCCAGAGGGAGGUGAGGGUCCAGUUCCAUGUCUCAGAGGAACAUUUGGACCAAGUUUUUGGGCCCAUUCUGUGAAUGACUGCAUCAGCUGCCCGCCACAUCACUAUGGACCUAGAGAAGGCUUGAGGAAUUGCCUGCCCUGUGGGCCCUGGUCACAGCAGCCUCUGCCUGGACAGGACAGCUGUACAUGUCUGCGAGAGGGUCAAGUCUUCCAGGCCAGUGACGGACAGUGUCCAUGUACUUUAGGAUACACACAGAAAGGAGAAGCCUGUGUGUUGAAGGUCUAUGAGAUCUGCAAGGAUGGAAGAGCACGAAACCAGCAUGGAGAAUGUCUGGACCACAAGCAAUGGAAGCAGUAUUGCUCCCAGCAGGUGUGUCCAUCUCCUGAGCUGUAUGAAGGCUAUGAUGGUUCCCUGGGCCUGUGUGCUUGCAGAGGGCUGUCCAGGCCUGAGCCAGAC
This is a messenger RNA of Sinocyclocheilus anshuiensis, 753 nucleotides long. RefSeq lists its product as uncharacterized. The record is from RefSeq and is a predicted model, not a curated record. The annotation marks the transcript as partial. The transcript is spliced from 4 exons. NCBI's taxonomy places the organism in Eukaryota, Metazoa, Chordata, Actinopteri, Cypriniformes, Cyprinidae.